AGCUCGACUUUCAUGACUUUUUCAAACAGUUUUCAAUAGCUUUUACAUACAUUUUCUGUUAUAGUUGAUUCAAUAACCAUGAAUAUCACUCUUUAUUCAUUAUUGUUAUUUAUGUGCUUCACAAAUUUAUUCUUUUGUAAUAAUUUAGCAGUUGCCAGUCAAUUAUCAUCUGAGAGUACAGACACCCCCGAAGUCGAAAUUGGCAGUCUAUUUGAUAUUAUAGAAGUCCCCAAAGUUGAAGAUAUUUUAGCUGUAGCCAGACAAUUAAUAUUAGAGACAACAGUAAUUCCUGAAACUGGGGAUAAUUCUGAAUUGGCUAAUGAAUUAUUAUCAUCUGUGACUGAAGUAAUAUCCAAAACUGAAGAUAAUAUUAAAAUAGCUAAUGAAUUGACAUCUGUAAUCCCGAAAAUUGAAGGUUCUACUAACCCAUCUAGUGAAUCAUCAAAAUCGGAAGAAAGUGUUUGGAAACAUUUGUUGGAUAAUCUUGAAAUUACUACUGAAUUAACAUCUGAGACUACAGCAAUUCCCAAAACUGAAGGUUCUGCUAACCCUUCUAGUGAAUCAUCAAGAAAGGAAGAAAGUAUUUGGAAACAAUUAAUGGACAAUCUUAAAAUGGCUACUGAGUUAAAAUCUGUGACUACAGUAAUCCCCAAAACUGAAGGUUCUACUAACCCAUCCAGUGAAUCAUCAAAAUCGGAAGAAAGUGUUUGGAAACAUUUGUUGGAUAAUCUUGAAAUGACUACUGAAUUAACAUCUGAGACUACAGCAAUUUCCAAAACUAAAGGUUCUGCUAACCCUUCUAGUGAAUCAUCAAUAAAGGAAGAAAGUAUUUGGAAACAAUUAAUGGGUUCUGCUAACCCUUCUAGUGAAUCAUCAAAAUCGGAAGAAAGUAUUUGGAAACAUUUGUUGGAUAAUCUUGAAAUGACUACUAAGUUAAAAUCUGUGACUACAGUAAUCCCCAAAACUGAAGGUACUACUAUCCCUUCUAGUGAAUCAUCAAAAGAGAAUGAAAAUUUUUCAAAACCUGUAUUGGAUAAUCUUAAAAUGGCUAAUGAAAUAAAAUUAUUGACUGCAGCUAUCCCGAAAACUGAAGAUUCUACUAACAUUUCUAGUGAAUCAACAAAACACGAUAAAAGAUAUUGGAAACGUUUUUUAGAUAAUCUUAAAGUGGUUAAAGAAUUAACAUCAGUGACUACAGAUAUCCCGAAAGCUGAAGGUUCUACUAACGUUCCUAGUGAGUCAUCAAAACAUGAUGAAAGUUUUUGGAAAAAUAUUUUGGAUCAUCUUAAAAUGACUAAUAAAUUAACACCAUUGACUAGAGUUAUCCCCAAAACUAAAGGUUCUACUAUGGUUCCUAGUAAAUCAUCAAAACACAUGAUGAAAGUUUUUGGAAACAUUCGUUGGGAUCUACUAAAAUUUUAAGUAAACCACCACAAGAUAAUCAUGGAUCUGUAAUAAUGGGCUAAUUUGUUACCAUCUGGGCCUACAGUAGUCCCCAUACUUGGAGAGGCAAAUUUUCAAUUUUUUUCUAACAGUGAAAUGCUUAGUACUUGCAUAUGACUUUUUGCGGUUUUACAUUUUAUGCUAACUUAAAAAACUUUCAAUUUUGAGCAACAUUUCUUGUGAUUAUUCAAAAAAAUAAUUGUUUGUAAUGUUUGUUUUAAUAAAUGUAAUAAAUGUAAUAAAUUUA
Leptopilina heterotoma is the source of this 1690-nucleotide messenger RNA. RefSeq lists its product as uncharacterized. NCBI's taxonomy places the organism in Eukaryota, Metazoa, Arthropoda, Insecta, Hymenoptera, Figitidae. The record is from RefSeq and is a predicted model, not a curated record. Bases 79 to 1422 code for a protein of 447 amino acids. The transcript has 24 exons.